UACGUGCAUGCAUGACAACUGUUCGCAUCGUAAUAUUAUUUGAAUGCAAUGGUGCGAAGGAAACGAGAAAACGCGGUGGUGUGUCUUUCUCCAAUGUGAAAUUGUUACUGAAAACCAACGAGAAAGAGACUGACCAUAGCAGAGGAAAAAUGGCGUCUGGCAGUGGGCAAAAUAAGGGCGACUUUCGUCGCAAGUGGGACAAGGACGAAUACGAACAGCUUGCGCAAAAAAGACUAACAGAGGAAAGAGAGAAGAAAGAUGGCAAGCCCAUGCCCCCAGUCAAGCGCGAGCUCCUGCGCCACCGAGACUACAAGGUGGACUUGGAGUCUAAGCUGGGGAAGACCAUCGUCAUCACAAAGACCACACCACAGGCAGAGAUGGGCGGGUAUUACUGCAAUGUAUGUGACUGUGUUGUGAAGGAUUCCAUUAACUUCUUGGACCACAUCAAUGGGAAAAAACAUCAGAGAAACUUGGGCAUGUCCAUGCGCGUGGAGCGCUCCUCCUUGGACCAGGUGAAGAAACGUUUUGAAGUCAACAAGAAGAAAAUGGAAGAAAAGCAGAAGGAAUAUGAUUUUGAAGAACGGAUGAAGGAGCUUCGAGAAGAGGAGGAGAAGGCCAAAGCUUACAAAAAGGAGAAGCAGAAAGAGAAGAAGCGGAAAGCAGAAGAGGAUUUGAACUUUGAGGAGGACGAUGAGAUGGCGGCAGUGAUGGGAUUCUCAGGGUUUGGUGGUUCUAAGAAGAGCCAUUGAACACUUUUUCCCUCGUCACCCAAUAGACUUGUCCUACUCAACUGCUGUCAAUUGAGGACCAGUGGACUUUUCUUUUCUCACUCCUUUUCUUUAUUUUUUUUUAUUUUUCUUUUUUUGAGAAAUGGAUCAAUAUGUAAAAUAUUCUCUACUGAUACUCUACUGAUAUUUCUUGACAUGUGUGAAGCUGUCCAUGUAGUCCAACAGCUAUAGGAAUAAGACAAUGUUCCCAGCUGUUUGAUGACCCCUUCAAUCAAGUCCAACAGAGUUAAAAGAGGUGGUUUUAAGAACCCUUAUUUGUAAUUUAAUGAUUUUUUUAUAUUAAACAAUAACUUCAGUAGA
Messenger RNA from Engraulis encrasicolus (European anchovy), 1088 nucleotides. It is a transcript of the gene zmat2, whose product is annotated as zinc finger, matrin-type 2. The transcript is spliced from 7 exons. The coding region runs from base 12 to 749 and encodes 245 amino acids. Gene Ontology annotation, biological process: mRNA splicing, via spliceosome. Lineage: Eukaryota; Metazoa; Chordata; Actinopteri; Clupeiformes; Engraulidae. The record is from RefSeq and is a predicted model, not a curated record. Gene Ontology annotation, molecular function: zinc ion binding; nucleic acid binding. Gene Ontology annotation, cellular component: U4/U6 x U5 tri-snRNP complex; spliceosomal complex.